UUGAAAUUCACCAACGCGGCUCUUAUUCGAGACAUGGGGCGUCCAACAGAGACGCUUAUUCGACUCACAGCGGUUAAAAUACUAGCCAUCUUAUUAUCGGCUUUUGUCGUCGUAACGGCCACAACGAACACAACAGCAACGGUAGCUUCUCAAGCCUUACCCGGGUGCGACGAAUGGUGUGGCGACUUGCAGAUUCCAUAUCCAUUUGGGACGAGGGAAGGGUGUUAUCUAAAUGAAAGGUUCUUCAUUAACUGUAGCACAACUCGUCAAGAUUCUCCAAAGGCAUUUCUACGGGGCGGCAGCGUUCCUGUUACAAAUAUAUCCAUCUCGGGGGAGCUCCAAAUCUUGAACUUGGUGGCCCAAGAAUGCCAUCCUCCAAAGAUUGGUCCCGAUGUUUUUUCCAACGUCUUUCUCGAUCUUUCCUACAUUAUUUCCAGAACCAAAAACAAGUUCAUCGCAAUGGGCUGCAAUACGUUCGCUCAUAUUUUCGGCCGCGACAUAAAAGGGCAAUCCUUUAGAACUGCAUGUGUGGCGUUGUGUGAUGACAUUGGGUCCGUAAAAGAUGGGGCUUGCUCCGGCAAUGGGUGUUGUCAGUUGGAGAUUCCCAGUAACCUUAACCAUUUGGAGUUCACUGUCAGCAGCUUAAACAAUGACGUUAAUGUGUCGAGUUUUAAUCCUUGUGGGUAUGCUUUUCUAGUUGAACAAAACAGCUUCAACUUCUCUUCAAAGUAUAUACGCAAUUUUCCUGAAAACAGAGUUUUGGCAGUGCUUGAUUGGGCUAUUAGUAACGAUACUUGUGUAACCGCUGAGAACAAAACUAAUUGUAUAUGUGGCCGAAAUAGCACCAAGGUUGACUUGCUUGAUGAUCCAUCUCGAUAUCGUUGCCAAUGCUUGGAAGGUUUUGAGGGGAAUCCGUAUCUCCCCGAAGGUUGUCAAGAUAUUGAUGAAUGCAAGGAUGAAAGUCUUAAUGACUGCAGUUUUGAGUGUGUUAAUAGAAUAGGAAACUAUACUUGCAAUUGCCCAAAGGGCUUUAAAGGAGAUGGAAGACGUGGGGGAGAAGGUUGCACUCGAGAAUCCAAGUCUUUUGUUCAAAUCAUCGUUGGACUUACUGUGGGGUUCGCAGUUCUAGUAAUUGCGAGUACAUGGUUAUACUUAGGUUACAGAAAGUGGAAGUUCAUUAAACUGAAGGAGAAGUUUUUUGAGAAAAAUGGUGGUUUGAUGCUUCAACAACAUCUUUCUCAAUGGCAAACAUCGACUGACAUGGUUAGAAUUUUCACUCGAGAGGAGCUUGACAAGGCUACAAACAAGUACGACGAAAGCGCAGUGGUCGGAAAAGGUGGCUACGGUACUGUUUACAAAGGAGUCUUAGACGACGGUUCGGUAGUUGCAAUCAAGAAAUCAAAAUUAGUGGACCAAUCCCAAACAUCCCAAUUCAUUAACGAAGUCAUUGUUCUGUCCCAAAUCAACCAUCGUAACGUGGUUAAGCUCUUAGGAUGUUGUCUAGAGACAGAAGUUCCAUUGUUGGUGUAUGAGUUCAUCACCAACGGCACACUAUACGAAUAUGUCCAUGAUAAAACCAGUGAUCGUCAUACUCUUUCAUGGGAAGCUCGUUUGAGAAUAGCUUCAGAAACUGCAGGAGUCAUUUCAUAUUUGCAUUCUUCAGCUUCCACUCCAAUUAUCCACAGAGAUAUCAAGACAACAAACAUACUUUUAGACCAUAAUUACACUGCAAAGGUGUCUGAUUUUGGUGCUUCCAAGUUGGUUCCAGUAGAUCAAACCCAACUAUCCACGAUGGUUCAAGGAACUCUUGGAUAUUUGGACCCAGAAUACUUGUUAACCAGUGAGUUGACGGAAAAGAGCGAUGUGUACAGCUUCGGAAUAGUGCUUCUAGAGCUUAUAACUGGGAAGAAGGCAGUGAGUUUCGAGGGGUCAGAAGUGGAGAGGAAUCUAGCUAUGUACGUGAUGUGUGCAAUGAAGGAAGAUCGUUUGACAGAAGUUGUGGAGAAGGGAAUAGCGACCGAAGCAAACUUUGAGCAGAUAAAACAAGUGGCGAAGUUGGCGACAAAGUGUUUGAGAAUAAGGGGGGAGGAGCGGCCUAGCAUGAAGGAGGUGGCCAUGGAGUUGGAGGGGCUGAGAGGGUUGAUCGAGGCUAAUGAGAAAUUAGGGAGCACAGGAGAGGGCAUGGUGGGUUAUUUGGUGCCAUCCAAUGGAGCUUCAGAAUCCAUAUUCAACCAAUUUACUGCGAGUGGGAGCACAAAUAUUGUUGAUGAUAGUAUGAAGGUUCACAUUUUGCCACUGAUCCAUAAUGGAAGAUGAUAAAUUGUUGGAUUAAGCUGAUUUUUUUUUUUCAUAAGGCAUUUAAUGUCAAUUGUAGUACAAAUUGCGUAUAUUUGGAGUUCUAAUUAACUCCAAACUUUCAUGGAGCACAUUAUUUGGU
Molecule: messenger RNA, 2437 nt
Organism: Benincasa hispida (wax gourd)
Lineage: Eukaryota; Viridiplantae; Streptophyta; Magnoliopsida; Cucurbitales; Cucurbitaceae
Product: wall-associated receptor kinase 2-like
Biological process (GO): protein phosphorylation; cell surface receptor signaling pathway
Cellular component (GO): plasma membrane
Molecular function (GO): protein serine/threonine kinase activity; calcium ion binding; ATP binding
Source: RefSeq, a predicted model, not a curated record